Solanum lycopersicum (tomato) is the source of this 2186-nucleotide messenger RNA. RefSeq names its product glutamyl-tRNA reductase 1, chloroplastic-like. Gene Ontology annotation, biological process: tetrapyrrole biosynthetic process. Gene Ontology annotation, molecular function: NADP binding; glutamyl-tRNA reductase (NADP+) activity. NCBI's taxonomy places the organism in Eukaryota, Viridiplantae, Streptophyta, Magnoliopsida, Solanales, Solanaceae. The record is from RefSeq and is a predicted model, not a curated record.
AACCACUGUCGUCCAUUCCGUCCAAAUAAGUAAAAUUGCCUAAUUAUAUUGGGAAGCCUACCACUCCAAUUACCAAAACCCAUCACCUCCAUACCUAUUCCAUUCUGUCACCUGCUCCAUAUUUCGAAUACAAAUCUGGGUUUUGGAGCUCUCUCGCCAUAGCCGCUAUUGCUGUUUUCUACAAUUUGUGUUUCAAUGGCGGUUGCGAGUAGUUCUCUGACAGGUGGAAGUUUCAAUUUAAGUUCUACGUCUUGUUCUACGUCGUCUUCUCCUUCUCUGGAUUGUUUUCGUCAUCAACUUAGUUUUUUCGGGAGUCGGAGAAGAAUUAAGCCGUUGGUAUAUUGGACGAGAUCGCAUUCCUUGAGCCCUAAAUGUGAGUUAUCUUCUAACUCGGUGGUGAAAAAUGGCAAAAAGGAAUCUAGAACAUCGAGUCUUUCUGCUUUGGAACUUCUGAAAACUUCUGCUGCUGAUCGAUAUACAAAGGAGAGUAGCAGCAUCAUGGUUAUUGGACUUAACAUUCACACAGCACCAGUCGAAGUGCGGGAGAAAGUUUCUAUCCCAGAAGCACAAUGGCCUCAAGCAAUUCGCGAACUGUGUUCUUUGAAUCAUAUAGAGGAAGCUGCUGUAUUGAGUACUUGUAACAGAAUUGAAAUAUAUGUUCUGGCGCUUGCCCAAAAUCGUGGAAUUAAAGAAGUGACUGAGUGGAUGUCUAAGUUUAGUGGAGUUCCAGUUACAGAGCUAUGCCAACACCGGUUUUUGCUAUACAAUCAAGAUGCCACACAACACCUGUUUGAAGUAGCUGCUGGACUAGAUUCCCUAGUCCUGGGAGAAGGUCAAAUUCUUGCACAGGUCAAGCAGGUUGUUAAGAAUGGACAAGGUGUCCCUGGCUUUGGUAGGAAAAUAAGUGAGCUAUUUAAGCGUGCAAUCACAACUGGUAAGAGGGUAAGAACUGAGACCAAUAUCUCCAGCGGAUCAGUAUCAGUCAGUUCAGCGGCGGUGGAGCUUGCUCUGCUGAAACUUCCAGAGUAUUCUUCUUCUAUGGCUCGUGUGUUAAUUGUUGGAGCUGGCAAGAUGGGAAAGCUUGUGAUCAGACACUUGGCUGCUAAAGGGUGUAAAAAGAUGGUUGUCAUUAACCGGACAGAGGACAGAGUUGCUGCCAUCCGUGAGGAGUUGAUGGAUGCUGAUAUAGUAUAUAAACCUUUCUCAGAAUUGUUAGCAUGUGCUGCUCAGGCUGAUGUAAUAUUCACAUGCACUGCUUCGAAAGCCCCUUUAUUCAUAAAAGAGAGUGUUCAAGCUCUCCCUUCUGUGGACUCUGAAGAUGGAUGCCGGAGGCUAUUUAUCGAUAUUUCUGUUCCUCGGAAUGUGGAGCCUAGUGUUGCUGAAGUUGAAGGUGCAGAUGUUUACAAUGUGGAUGAUCUUAAAGAGGUUGUGGAAGUUAAUAAGGAGGAUCGGUUGCGGAAGAAAAUGGAAGCUGAGACUAUCAUUGCUGAGGAAGUGAAACAAUUUGAAGCACUUAAAGACUCCCUUGAAACCGUUCCAACUAUCAAAAAGCUCAGGGCAUAUGCUGAAAGAAUUAGGUCUGCUGAGGUUGACAAAUGUUUGUCUAAGAUGGGUGAUGAUAUCCCCCAACACAAGAAGAAGGCUAUUUAUGAUCUUAGUCUAGGGAUAGUAAACAAGCUGCUACAUGGACCAAUGCAGCAUCUGAAAUGCGAUGGAGCUGAAAACCGAACUUUGAGUGAAAUACUUGAAAAUAUGCACGCCCUUAACAGAAUAUUUGGUCUUGAUACAGAGAUGUCUGUAUUGGAAGAGAAAGUACGAGCCAAGAUAGAACAAAAUCAAAAGCAAUCCUCUUGAGGUUCUUCUGCCAUUCAGCUAGAAAAGGUCAAUAACAUUCAGCAAAGUUCAAUCAGGAAUGAUCAUCAUUUCAGAUCCUUUCCUGACAGUUUGCUAGUUUUGACUGUAUCAAAUUAGAGUACACAGAACAGAUGUGAAAUUCUUUGUUUUAAACCAUAGGUAGCCAACAUUACACGAAAGAUUCCCUCAGAUUGCGGGAAAGUCUGCCAUAGUUGCAGUUGUAUUUCUUACAUAAGAGUAUAUAUCCAUCCAUUUGUUGAAUCCAGAUGAGUAUUCAUAAUAUAUCAGAAGUUCAUGAGGGCUUUGUGAAGCUUCUCACUUUACUGUCUCAA